Messenger RNA from Cajanus cajan (pigeon pea), 1205 nucleotides. RefSeq lists its product as uncharacterized. NCBI's taxonomy places the organism in Eukaryota, Viridiplantae, Streptophyta, Magnoliopsida, Fabales, Fabaceae. The record is from RefSeq and is a predicted model, not a curated record. Gene Ontology annotation, molecular function: sulfotransferase activity.
UUUUUCUUUGGAUCUUUUCUAUUUUCUUCACGGAGAUCUUAGAUGGAAACCAAAGACUUCGUGGAUGUAAAAUCCAUCAAGAAAUUUCCAUUAACAAUAAGGUUGGUAGUUUUAGUUGUCGUUGUGGUUUGUGGAAUAUACAUUUGCGCAAUUUCUUUAGAGCAAAAAGGUGUACGCCCAAGUACCAAGUUGUUAGACGUCACCGUUUUCAAGCAGCCAUGUAAUCAUUCUUCUGGGGUGGGACAAUGGGAAGUACCUUACUUGCAUUAUCCAGAACCCAAAACCUUUAGUAGAGAAGAGUGUGCUUGCAAUCCUGUUCUGUUUUUCUGCAUUGUGUCAAUGCAAAGAUCUGGGAGUGGUUGGUUUGAGACAUUUUUGAACAGUCACAUUAAUGUAAGCUCCAACGGAGAAAUAUUUUCGGUAGGUAAAAGAAGGGCCAACGUUUCUACGAUUUUGGAGACAUUGGAUAAGGUGUAUAAUCUUGAUUGGUUUUCUAGUGCUUCCAAGAAUGAGUGCUCUGCAGCUGUUGGCUUCAAGUGGAUGCUUAAUCAGGAUUUGUUGACGUAUCACGAAGAAAUUGUAGAAUACUUUGAACGAAGACGAGUUUCUAUAAUAUUCCUAUUCAGAAGGAACUUGCUCCGUAGAAUGAUAUCAGUGCUAGCGAAUUCCUAUGACAAAGAUGCCAAGCCACUAAAUGGAACCCAUAAGUCUCACGUUCACUCUCCAUCGGAGGCUAAAAUUCUUGCCAAUUAUAGACCACAAAUCAAUAUUACAUUAUUGAUACCAGAGCUAAACCUAACAAAAGAGACAACAACAAAAGCCAUUACAUAUUUUAAGAACACUCGCCACAUUGUUCUCUACUACGAGGAUCUCGUCAAUAAUCGCACGAAACUCAAGGAUGUUCAAGAAUUUCUAAAAGUGCCAUACAGAGAUCUACAGAGUCGUCAAGUAAAGAUACACACUGCCCCAUUAACGCAACAAAUUGAAAACUGGGAUGAGGUCAAGAAAGCGCUGACAGGGACACCAUACCAAAGGUUUCUUGGAAAAGACUAAUCCAAUGUAGCAAUUUUUUUUCAUAAGAUUAGACCAACAUUUAAUGUUCCUAUAUAGCUUGUACAUGUAAAAGAUUUUGUGACUAGGCAUAAGAUUAUUUCAAGUAUUUAUCUGAGUGCAACUUUUUUUUGGAAAAAGCAAGCAUAAUGGAA